Ilex paraguariensis (yerba mate) is the source of this 597-nucleotide messenger RNA. NCBI's taxonomy places the organism in Eukaryota, Viridiplantae, Streptophyta, Magnoliopsida, Aquifoliales, Aquifoliaceae. The record is from the annotation of a GenBank genome assembly.
AUGGAUCCUGCACUUGGACCCAAAGGUGGAGGAUACUACAAUGGUUCGGCAAACUGGAACAGCCCUCAACCUAUGGACCAUGUUGUUCAGCUUCCUCCACCACCGGGAGUGAUGGGAACACCAAUGGGUGGUCCUGGUGGCUGGGCCGCACCACCCCCAGUAAUGACAAGCAGUGAAUAUAGCUCUGGUUAUUCAGGACAACACCAACACCAACACCAACACCAACACCAUACACCAUUGCCACAAUCACCAAACAUGGGUCUUGGAUUCAGCAAGAGCCAAUUCUCCUAUGAGGAGCUGGCUAUUGCCACUGGUGGAUUUUCUCAGGCCAAUCUACUAGGACAAGGUGGAUUUGGGUACGUGCACAAAGGUGUUUUGCCUGAUGGAAAGGAGGUCGCAGUGAAGAGUCUUAAGUCUGGCAGUGGACAAGGGGAACGGGAGUUCCAGGCUGAGGUUGAAAUCAUUAGUCGUGUUCAUCAUAGACACCUGGUAUCACUUGUUGGAUAUUGCAUUGCUGAUGGGCAGCGUAUGUUGGUUUAUGAAUUCGUUGCCAAUAAGACCUUGGAAUUUCACCUUUAUGGUAUGUUGCUACAUUAA